UGUCUAUAGGAAUAAGAUAUUUUCGCGCGCCCAAGUCGAUAGUGCCUAGGGUUUCUUGUGCGACCAUGGAUCCGAAAUCGGCGAGCGAGACCAAGACGAUGACCGAAGAAGCUUCGAAGGAGCAGGAGACGAAGACGACGGAGUCAAUGGAGAUGGCGGAUUCGUCCGUCAAGAAGCGCAAGGCCGAAGAAGAUGCCUCUGAUUCCGAAUAUGCGUCUGAUCCCGAGGACGACGGUGAAGAUGGCGAGAUGGAGGUCGAGAAUGAGGCCGGAAAAGAGGGUAGCAGCAGCUCGGACGACAUACCCGAAUGGGGCGUUGACAGCUUCGACGGGGCGGAGUACGAGUCGCCUGACGAUGAUCAUAAGUAUUUGUCGGACGAGGAGGCUAAUCUGAAAGUGCGUCGAUACCUUCGUCAGAUUCACGAGACCAGGGGUUUCGAGGUGGAUAGGGAAUUGAUUCCUAGAUGCAUCGGAGGAUACCAUCAGGUUAAUCUCGACGGCCCCUUCUUGCACGGCCUCACAGGCCGCCGAUACAUGGAAGAUAUGGCGAAACUGUGUCUGGAGAAAUACAACCAGAUUGAGGCUAGUACUCAACCUUGCUUGGAUUGGAUUGUAUAUGUUCUGCUGGUCUCCUUCCUUCCUGUAUUGAUUCAUGAUCUUAUUAUGUGAUUUGACAGG
Messenger RNA from Tarenaya hassleriana, 677 nucleotides. RefSeq lists its product as uncharacterized. The record is from RefSeq and is a predicted model, not a curated record. The coding region runs from base 66 to 668 and encodes 200 amino acids. The transcript is spliced from 2 exons. NCBI's taxonomy places the organism in Eukaryota, Viridiplantae, Streptophyta, Magnoliopsida, Brassicales, Cleomaceae.